AUCGAGGUGCUUGCACGGAAGUCAGGCUUCAGAGCAAGAAGACACAGGUGGCUUGAUGCUGUGAUAGUGAGCGUGGAUGUGUGCGUGCCAGGAUUCUGCUUCUGCUACUGGAGCUGUGACAUUAUGAUAGAGACUGGGUUUGCAUAGGCACAGUCAGAAAAGUCUCCAGACCAAAGUUACUUGAGUUGGACAGGUGAAAGACGGGGGAUGGGGACAUUACCGACGGAAAUUAAGAGACUUUUGAACGACUGUGAACUGUUUGUAGGAGAGAUCCUUCAAAAUGAGGAGCUCAGUGAAAGCGCCCAAGAGACGCGGAAAGUGUUGCUGAACAACUUUACGGUCGUCCAUGUGAGAAACCUUCAGGAAUUCCCCUUCCCACCGGACUUCAGGGAGGACGACGGUUCUGAUGACAACCGCAGCUCCAGCCUGGGUCGCUCUCUCCCGUCAGACGACGCCUCUGACGGCCAGGACGACGCGGGCCCUGACAACUUCAGUGACAUCCCUCCUGUGGCGGCUCAGGACCUCAGCAACAUCUUGAAACAAGGCUACAUGGAGAAGAAACGAAAAGAACACAGCUUCUUUGGCUCCGAGUGGCAGAAGAGAUGGUGCGUCCUGAACAACUCAAUAUUCUACUACUUUCGCGGUGAAAAAGACAAACAGCAGAACGGUUCCUUUUACAUCAACGGGUACAGUGUGCAGCUGGUGACCAACCUGAGGAAAGACUCCCGGAGGAACGCCUGCUUCGAACUCGUGGCACAUGGACGACGAGCUUUUCAGUUCACCGCCAGCAGCCCUCAAGAGGCCAGAGAGUGGGUCGACCAAAUCAAUUUCGUCCUUAGAGAUCUCAGCUCCACCUGCAUCCCCUACGACGAGGAGGAGGAGGAGGAGGAAGAGACCUAUGAUGACAUUGAGGGGGUGACCCACCUUCCCCCGCUGGGGCCCGGUGCUGCCCAGGCCUCUCGGAACGCCAGACUGGGCGGAGGGCGGGAGACGGGGGAGGUUGAUGAAGAGGACGAGGAUAUCUACGAGGUGCUGCCAGAGGAUUUUCUGGAUCCAGAUGAGAGCAGUGAGAACCCCGGCAAACAAGCUUGGUCAUCAGAUUACGCUAACUACUACCAGUGUCUAUGGGACUGCCAGGCCGACGAGCCGGAUGAGCUGGCCUUCGAGAGAGGAGAUCUCAUCUACGUCGUUAGCAAGGAGUACAACAUCCACGGCUGGUGGGUCGGCGAGCUGAACGGCGCCGUGGGCAUCAUCCCCAAGGACUUCCUGCACCCUGCUUACAUCCUCUGAGCUCCGACAGAGCUGCUGCUGACAGGCCUCACGGAUAAUCUCAUGACAUUUCAAUAUUCUCUCUGAUACAGACUGUAAAUUAUUAUUCUCUCAUACAAAUUAAAAUCUCUUUGUCAAUCUGC
Molecule: messenger RNA, 1412 nt
Organism: Hippoglossus stenolepis (Pacific halibut)
Lineage: Eukaryota; Metazoa; Chordata; Actinopteri; Pleuronectiformes; Pleuronectidae
Gene: skap1
Product: src kinase associated phosphoprotein 1
Exons: 13
Coding region: 208-1290 (360 amino acids)
Cellular component (GO): plasma membrane; cytoplasm
Molecular function (GO): protein binding
Source: RefSeq, a predicted model, not a curated record